Molecule: messenger RNA, 5676 nt
Organism: Haliotis rubra (blacklip abalone)
Lineage: Eukaryota; Metazoa; Mollusca; Gastropoda; Lepetellida; Haliotidae
Product: purine nucleoside phosphorylase-like
Exons: 6
Coding region: 125-1039 (304 amino acids)
Biological process (GO): nucleoside metabolic process
Cellular component (GO): cytoplasm
Molecular function (GO): purine-nucleoside phosphorylase activity
Source: RefSeq, a predicted model, not a curated record
GGCUGAUCGAUGUACAGUACCGGAUCUGGUUCUUGGUGGUGUAAGUGAAUGGUAUAAACAGGUAUACAAUAACAUUGUAGUACUCCAUAAACGACUUGUCGUCUUGCAAAGCUAACACGUCAAGAUGUCCAACGAGGUCAGCGGUAUUCCUCACAGUGAAAAUGACGAAAUGAGAACUAAAAGUCUGUUGACCAGUUAUACGUACAAUGAAGUGGAAGAAAUCGCUACAAGUGUCCUGAACAGAGUGAAAUGCCGACCGACACUAGGGAUGAUUUUAGGCUCCGGGUGCGGCAAACUGGCUGAUGGUGUGGAGGACAAGGAGGUGAUCAGCUACAAGGAUAUUCAGGGCUUCCCCGUCAGCACAGUUCAUGGCCAUGAGGGGAGGCUGGUGUUUGGGAAGCUGAAGGGCAAGUCUGUGGUGAUGAUGCAGGGGCGAGCUCAUUGUUACGAGGGCUAUUCCCCACAAAAGAUCACCCUGCCAGUGCGCACGAUGAAGCUGAUGGGAGUGAAGGUGUUGUUUGUCACCAAUGCGGCAGGUGGUAUCAACGACAAGUUCAGUGUGGGGGACAUUAUGAUCAUCAAGGACCACCUCAACCUGGCUGGAUUCGCUGGCAUCAAUCCUUUGGUUGGGAUGAAUGAUGAAAGGUUUGGUCCCCGCUUCCCAGCACUCUCGGGAGCGUAUGACAAGGAACUUCGGAAGAUUGCGAAGCAGACGGCAGCUGAGAUGGGCAUGACCAAAUUCUUCCAGGAAGGCGUCUACAGCAUGAUGGUAGGACCGUCCUUUGAGACUGUCACAGAGUGCAAGUUCCUCCACCUCAUUGGUGUUGAUGCUACAGGUAUGAGCACCAUCCCCGAGGUGACCGUAGCCCGUCACUGCGACAUGAGGGUGUUUGGUCUCUCCCUCAUCACCAACAAGUGCGUCAUGGAGUUUGAGUCUCAGAGUUUUGCCAACCACGAGGAAGUCCUGGCAACGGGGGAAAUGAGGAGCAAAGAUCUCAAGAGAUUUGUGGAAGAAAUGGUCUCCAAGAUAGAUGUAUAGCAAGACCUGACAUACCAUUGAUUAUACAUACACCUCUCAGCCUGUUUUAGACAUUGUACCUGUUAUAUUACUAAACACUGUAGUAGAUUUUAUCCAAAUCAUGGGUUAUGUCCUCAAAAAUAGUUCCAUGUUUUUGUUUAGGUGGAUCGGUCUAAAUAUGAAUUUACAGUUCCAGUUUCAUUAUCAUUGAAGCUAAAGUAACAAAAUAAUUAAAUGUUUCAUGUAAAUACAUAAGUACAUAGUACUUAAAUAUGUAUUAAUAGUUCAGAAAAGUUUAGUAAUUAUAGGUAUUAUAGGAAUUACAGUCAAAUGGUACUUUUGUAAACUAUUGUACAAUUUUUGGUAAACAUGUGAAGGGUUACACUUAUAUCAUUAUUAUAUCAAUAUUAAGGUCAUUGGAGCCACAAAGAUAUUUAUACCUUUCAUCCUGGUCCGUGUAACUUAUUUUCAAUUUCAAGUCAGACUGUUUCAUUCCCACAAUUUGGACCUUUUCACGGAACUCCAUUUUCCGACUUUUGUUUUCAUGAAAUAGUCCAGUAAUUGAUAGUUGGUUUACUGCCAUAUAUAGUGUAACAGAAGCUAACUGGCAAUUAGGUAGGUAAUAUGUUAUGAGAGCGAGGGUUGUCAUUAUGUGGUGAUGAAUCUGUGUUACAGUUUUAUUCUCAUUGCAAUGUACCAUAUCUGUACUGUCAUUGUACCAAAGGGAGAAAACAUCAAUAUAUGUACUUUGAAUUAGGAGAUAAACCUAGUGUGUUUGAAAAUCAGAGACAUGUUUUACUGAAUUGAUGGCGACUAAAUUUCAAUUGGAACCGAACGCGUAGCAGUGAAUUGCAAAAUCCAUGUAUGGAUAAUUUUUGUUUGUCCAUACAGUGUUUAAAUUCAUAAAUAUCACUAAAAUAAUUAUUCAGUUACACAGAAAAAUUUGUUUUUAGGAUUACCAAAGUAAAGAUGGACAAUAAGGCAACAAUUUCAAUUUUAGUUUUAGAAUUUUAGUUUUCAGUGAAUCAGCUUUGUUCAUAUGUAGCAUUAAAUUUAGAAUUUUUGUGGAUAUUUAGAUACUUUUCAUCUAUACAUGUGCAGAAUGAUUAUAUUAUUUUUAGUCCUGCGCUAUUCUUGAGUCUAUAUAUCAAUGUUAAAAUUUUCAGUCAAUGAUCUCUAAUGAGUAAAAAGUGUCUGCAGAUGUGUUUUUUUAAACAUUUUUUAUCAUUUUCAUGAGGAAUAGAAAUCUCCACAUUAGAAACAGGAGAUUUAUACAUUGUACGUAUAAGAACUUUACUGUUAACUUGGAAACAGCUGACAUAUAUUUAGUAGAUAGGAUAAAUAUUAUAAAUAUACAAUUUACAGUUAUAAUUUUCUAUUUCUACACUUUCUGUCCCUAAACUGUAAUAAAUUCCUACCACCCACUCCGUUCUGUACUGCCAAAGUCUACAAUAAGCUAGUCUAGAUAUUCCUCAGCUUUGCUGGGUUAGUUCUAUUAGCAUUCUAUAUUUUCAGAGACUUGAUCUUGUCGAUAUUCUUUCCAGUAUAAAUUGUUUGUACUUGAUCUCACUGUUACGCGUUAUUUUGAUGCAUAGAAUUUAAAUAUGCCAUUAUGUUCUCAGUUAAAUUCAUCAUGGUUAGAGAGAGUACAAGUUAAGAUCUGUUUUAUUAAAUCUAUGUACUUGUGAUGUUAGUUUUAGUGAUCCUCAUUACUCAUGCAACCAUUAUCAUUAUAGAUUUGUAAAACUGACCAAUGGCAGGCCUCCUUUCAGUGUGGGAUGACACUCUGACCAUUGUCUCAACGCCUCGGGUAUCCUAGGUUACCUCAAAGAAAGGAAAUAUGUUGGGACAAAAAGGUCAUCAUCUUGGUUACCAUUUCAGGAUGUGCUUAUUUUGGGUUUGAAUGCAGUAUUUGCUUUGUUUGUGAUCCUUGGAAUAUCAGCAACAUAUAAUGGUCAUAGCAUAACUCAAAUUCCAAAGUCACUCACAUUUCACUGUUAUUUGAAUGCCAUCUGGAAUUAAUGAUUCUCCUAACAAUGCCAUAGCAGUAAACCAUUUGCAGGUUUAGACAAUUAACUGUCUGGGUUAAAUAUCACAAUGCAAUAAUAGCAACAUACUCUGGAACAGUCAUCGCGCUGGGGUUGAUCUGCAGUAUAAAGAAACCUAGCGAUAAGAUUUGGGCACUGGGAAGGGUCGAAACAGUUUGUCAAUGUACAUACAUAGAUCUGCCUGGUCUGCAGGUUAGACGUGCCUGGUCUGCAGAUUAGACAUGCCUGGUCUGCAGGUUAGACGUGCCUGGUCUGCAGGUUAGACCUACCUGGUCUGAAAAUCUAGUUCCUGGUUAUAGCAUCAGGGAUAACUACCACACGUUAUUGAUGUAAGAAGGGAAUAAAUGGGCAGUCGUCUCACACACUGCAUCCCACUGUGCAGAGUUGCAUCCCUUAGUUAUGGCAGGAUCCAGCAGUCAGAUCUUGGUUCUCCCUUGCACAUUGUUUCCUGGCUUCACCACCAUCAUAUUUAUGGUUUUCACCAAAGUGUUAAAACAUCUUACGUCUCCAUCAAUUCAGACUUUUUUCCCAGAUCAUAUUCUCCCACCAUGACACAUUCCACAGGAGCUACAAAGGUAAUAACAUAUUCAUUAUGGAAUUUAUCGAAUUGUCAUCAUAUUUUCAGCAGAUAUUAAGCUGUUUAUUAUAAUGGUGCGCUUUAUGUAGCUCUAACAUUGUACCAGAUGUACUAUGUAUGUGAAUAUAACCAGCAUUGAACUCAAUACUCAGAAUGUUGUACACUGGCUUGUAUGGCUGUCAGAGAAUUGAACUCGACCUAAACAAGAAAAACAUUGUAUUUCAGUCUGUAUGCUACUUUAUACCAAAAGCAUUAAACAUUAAAGUCCUGAAAAUCUACACUGCCUGUUUGAAUGAAAUAUAUUGCACCUAGUGUUUCACUAGAAUUAAAAUAAAAUGGUAUUUUAUUUUAUUUCUACAGUGUAUAAUGCAUUGCAGAAAUGCACUGAUGUCAUACAGCUGUUACAAUUUUUAAAGUGUGAUAUAGAAAAGGUUGAUUAUGAUAAUUAUGUACACAUAAUUAAUAUUUGCCCUGUGCAGUAAGCAGCUUGUAAAGUAAGAAUUAAUUUAAUUGUUUCAACAACACUUAAACCUCAAUGGUUUUUAAUAAAAAGUUAUCCUCCUUAAAAUUGAUAAAAGAAUUUUCACAUAGCUUUGGUCUUUUUAUUAAAAGUUAUAUUUAGUUUUACAUCAAAAAUAUAAUUACCUUAGCAGCUGUCUCCAUAUUAAGCCUGAAUAGAAAAUGGACAGUCUACUGUUUUAGUAGAUCAGUGUUGAAGAAUACACAUUCAAAAAGACCUCAAAUGGCAACUCAAAUUAGGAAAACAUUGUAUAAAUUGAUGACAUGAAGGUCAUCAAUACUGAUGUGUUUUUAGCUGGGGAACAACGUUGUUAUUUGUUCAGGAAAGACCAAAGCAUUUUAACACUUGUUUUGAAUUGUUAUUGAAAUUUUCAUCAUUUUAACAUCUUUUUCAUAGUAUUCUUUUCCACUACUGUAUUGGCUGCAUGUUUCUUGACAAGGACAUAAAUCAUAUGAAACAGUCUUUUCAGAAAUAUGAUUCUGAAUUUCUGAUUUUAGUUAGUCACUUUGUUCUUCAUUCAGUAUACUACACAAAAGAACAUACCAGGGUACCUUUGUUGUGACAAGUGUUACUCUGUGACGGCUGGUGGGUAUUGCUAUACAGCCUUCUAAAUGUGGCUCUUGCUAUACAGCCUUCUAAAUGUGGCUCUUGCUAUACAGCCUUCUAAAUGUGGCUCUUGCUAUACAGCCUUCUAAAUGUGGCUCUUGCUAUACAGCCUUCUAAAUGUGGCUCUUGCUAUACAGCCUUCUAAAUGUGGCUCUUGCUAUACAGCCUUCUAAAGGCUUCUAAAUGCGGCUCUUGCUAUACAGCCUUCUAAAUGCGGCUCUUGCUAUACAGCCUUCUAAAUGCGGCUCUUGCUAUACAGCCUUCUAAAUGCGGCUCUUGCUAUACAGCCUUCUAAAUGCUGCUCUUGCUAUACAGCCUUCUAAAUGCGGCUCUUGCUAUACAGCCUUCUAAAUGCGGCUCUUGCUAUACAGCCUUCUAAAUGCGGCUCUUGCUAUACAGCCUUCUAAAUGUGGCUCUUGCUAUACAGCCUUCUAAAUGUGGCUCUUCUUUCACUUGUUUUCAGCAUUAUACGUGUAUCUUUUAUCUUUUGCUGUCUGAAUUCUGAAAUACUGGCAAAGACAUAUAAUUUGGACAUUCCAGCCAGCUACAAAGUUAUGUAAGACAUGGAUAUUACAGAAGUGUAUGACUUGGUUCAAUUUCAUACUAGUCAUGGAAGACGUGAAUAAUUAUUUUGUUUCCACCAUUGCUUGAAUCAGCUAUUUCAAACCGUUAAUACUGACCUUUGUCAAACAUGCUGUUCAUGUUAAAGAGAAACAUUUCAAAAUGCUUGUUUUUUUUUCUUUGCCUGGUGGAUGUGUUUGAAUGACUUCUUCUGUGGGAUUAAUCUGUAGAACGCCUUAAUCGUCAUCAUCAAAUCCAGACUGUCUCAUACAUUUAUGUAUUUAUUGUCAACUGGUUCCCUGUACAGAUGUAUUGGUGUUUAGUGAUUAAAUGUUUAAACAAGGAA